AUGGUUUCUACAAUCGAACCUUUGCUCUUUGAGCUGAAUACCGCAGUUGGCCAGGCGAAGGAUGGCACCCUUCCGGAACAAGCCAGAAUGGAAGCGUUGCAGGCCGCAACCAAGCUUGCCGCCGUGCUCGAGACGCCGGAGGAUGCUCUGCUGAAGAUUGCGUACAGUCCGGCGAUAUGCAUGGCCAUCCGAUGCGGUUUUCAGAUGGGCAUUGUCUCCGUGCUCUCCGAGAAAGAAGAGACGUCGGCAGAGGAACUUGCGAGCAGGUCUGGCGCCAAUGAGGUGUUGAUCAGACGACUUCUGCGCCCGCUCACAGCUGCGGGCCACGUCGCUAAGAAAGGCCCCAGCAUUUACGGUCCCACCGCCAUCUACAGGCAGCUGCACCAGCUGGUGACAGAGGGAAUGGUGAAGUUCAUUUGGGACCUCGGCAUGUCCUCCAUCACCGCCGCACCCCACUGGCACCUCAAUCCCACCGACGCGACCAACGGGCCCUUCCAAGCCGGCCACAAGACGGACCUGGACAUGUUCGGCUUCGCCCUCGCCAACAAGGAGAGGUUCUGGGAUGACAUAAAUACCUUUUUCGAGGGCGACCGCGGCAGCCGGCCCCAUUGGGGUGAGUGGUUUCCGGUUGAAGACAAACUACUCGAUAAUAAUCUUCUGAGGCCUGAUGCUCCGAUAAUCGUCGAUGUUGGUGGGGGCCGCGGCCACGAUAUCGCUGGAUUCAGGAAGCACUUCUCAGACCUGCCAGGGCGGCUUGUGUUGCAGGAUCAGCAGCCGGUGCUGGAUAGCAUCGUGGAGCUGAAUACGAAGAUUGAGAAGCGUGCGUUGGAUUUCUUCAACGAGGCGCCUGUGCCAGGCACGCGGAUAUACUUCCUCAAGUUCAUCAUGCAUGAUUGGUCAUCGAGGAGUUCAUCCUCCCGGACGAAGGAUGUUCUCUGCUGCCGGCUGAAUGGGAUUUGA
Messenger RNA from Lasiodiplodia theobromae, 960 nucleotides. RefSeq lists its product as uncharacterized. Gene Ontology annotation, molecular function: methyltransferase activity. The coding region runs from base 1 to 960 and encodes 319 amino acids. The transcript is spliced from 5 exons. NCBI's taxonomy places the organism in Eukaryota, Fungi, Ascomycota, Dothideomycetes, Botryosphaeriales, Botryosphaeriaceae. The record is from RefSeq and is a predicted model, not a curated record.